AAUGACGUCGAGUGCGUUUGUUUAUGUUGGCAACGAGUCCCGUCGUCAGGCCAACACUGUGUUUCUACACACGUUAGCUUAGCAUGCUAGCUGUGAACAGAGCGAGUGUGUGAUGGAGAGCAGACGGUGUUUGUGACGGAGUUCGUGUGGAGACAAAGUUCGUGUGACUGUGUGAAAAUGUCUAAAGUCCAAAUGCUGAGCUUGUUGGUGAAGCAGCGGCUGACUGCGGCUGCUGAAGAGAUAUCUGGGCUGUUUGAAAGAACGAUAGCAGAGUACGAGGAGGAACUGUGUCGUUCACAAGAGGAGAACGAGCGACAACGGAAACUACUGGACGCUGUUCUCCAGCCUCGGGUCCAGUUACACAGAGCAGGUUGGUUCUGACGUCCAGCGGUCGGUGAGCAAAGAUGAGGUUCCCCCUCAGAAGCAGGAGUGCAGCUCCAGUGUGGGCCAGGAGGAACCAGAACCCCCACACAUUAAAGAGGAACAGGAGGAGCUGUGGACCAAUCAGGAGGAGGCUGACCUCACCAAGUUCACCUUCACUCCUGUCCUUGUAAAGAGUGAUGAAGAUGAUGUAGAGAAACCUCUGUCCUCACAGCUUCAUCAAAGACGAUCUGAACAGAUGGAGACAGACGCUGGUGGAGAGGACCGUGGAGGACCAUAUUCAGAUCAACAUUUACAUCCUGAGACUGAAGACAAGACUGAAGACUCUUCUGAACCUGAGACUGAAGUCAGUGAUGGUGACUGGGAGGAGACCAGAGAGCCUCAGUCAGAGUUAAACUCUCAGAUAAACAAUGAAGUUACAGUCAAUGUAGGAUGUAGUUCUGACAAGGAAGUCUGUGGUAAAAGAUGUGGUCUAAAGUCAAAGCUGAUGAUUCGCAAGAGAAACUUUGUUAGAGAGAAACUGUUUCCUUGUUCUGAAUAUGGUCAAAGAUUCAAAGAAAAGGGAAAUCUGACACGACACAUGGCUGUACACUCAGAGGAGAGACCAUUUAGCUGCUCUGAAUGUGGUAAAAGUUUCAAAGUAAAGCAAAUUCUGACACGACACAUGGCCAUACACUCAGGGGAGAGACCAUUUAACUGCUCUGAAUGUGGUAAAAGUUUCAAAGUAAGGCAAAAUCUGACACAACACAUGGCCAUACACUCAGGGGAGAGACCAUUUAGCUGCUCUGAAUGUGGUAAAAGAUUUAUACGAAAGUGGAAUUUGACGAAGCACAUGGCCAUACACUCAGGGGAGAGACCAUUUAGCUGCUCUGAAUGUGGUAAAAGAUUUGUAAAAAAGGGAAAUCUGAUGGACCACAGGGCCAUACACUCAGAGGAGAGACCAUUUAACUGCUCUGAAUGUGGUAAAAAAUUCAAAGUAAGGCAAAAUCUGAUACGACACAUGGCCAUACACUCAGGGGAGAGACCAUUUAGCUGCUCUGAAUGUGGCAAAAGAUUCACAGUAAGGCAAAAUCUGAUACGACACAUGGCCAUACACACAGGGGAGAGACCAUUUAGCUGCUGUGAAUGUGGUAAAAGAUUUAUACUAAGGAGGAAUUUGACAAAGCACAUGGCCAUACACAGAGGGGAGAGACCAUUUAGCUGCUCUGAAUGUGGUAAAAGAUUUAUACGAAAGUGGAAUUUGACGAGGCACAUGGCCAUACACUCAGAGGAGAAAACGUUAAGCUCCUCUGAAUGUGGUGAAAGAUUUCCACCUUAAAAAAACAAAUGACACAUCGGUCGAUAAUUGAUCUGAAGUGUUCUUGACAAACAUUCACUUGGUGGUUGUCUUGCAGGAUUCAACAUCAGUCUUGAACUUUUUAAAUGUCCUGUCUCAGACUUGAUUACUUUUUUACUCAGUCUGGUCUCGGUCUCAGACUAAGAGGACUCUGAAUAUUAAGACCAGUUAAGACUGAAGUGACAUCACUGUAUUAUGUAUUUGUUUAAUACCUUCUGUACUUAUGAUGGGCUCUAUGAGACAACAGUCACUUAGAGAACCUGAUCGUGUUAGCUUGAUACGUAAAACGUGGAAAAUGAGAGUUGAAUAAAAACAUUUCGUUUAAUUUCA
Molecule: messenger RNA, 2047 nt
Organism: Acanthopagrus latus (yellowfin seabream)
Lineage: Eukaryota; Metazoa; Chordata; Actinopteri; Spariformes; Sparidae
Product: gastrula zinc finger protein XlCGF8.2DB-like
Exons: 2
Coding region: 620-1699 (359 amino acids)
Biological process (GO): regulation of transcription by RNA polymerase II; central nervous system development
Cellular component (GO): nucleus
Molecular function (GO): RNA polymerase II cis-regulatory region sequence-specific DNA binding; DNA-binding transcription factor activity, RNA polymerase II-specific
Source: RefSeq, a predicted model, not a curated record